Molecule: messenger RNA, 3004 nt
Organism: Carcharodon carcharias (great white shark)
Lineage: Eukaryota; Metazoa; Chordata; Chondrichthyes; Lamniformes; Lamnidae
Gene: ccz1
Product: CCZ1 homolog, vacuolar protein trafficking and biogenesis associated
Exons: 17
Coding region: 190-1626 (478 amino acids)
Biological process (GO): vesicle-mediated transport
Cellular component (GO): Mon1-Ccz1 complex; intracellular membrane-bounded organelle
Source: RefSeq, a predicted model, not a curated record
AAAAUGUGCCCCUAACCAGUAUGUGGUGCUAUAGAGUUCCACAAACACCUUCCAGUACUGAGGAAGGGAAAUGCUGCGGGAAUUUAGACUACACAUCCAGUGACAAACAAACAAAAAACGAUGGCUGCCUGAGACUUUGCGUAAUGUACUUCAGAACCAGGACAGAGAAACUGCUAGAAUCCAUUGCUAAUGUUGAUGACAAGCCCCAGGAUGACAACUUCACAUGAAAAGCAAUUUCCCCCAUCGCUGUUGAGCUUUUUCAUUUACAAUCCAAAGUUUGGACCAAGAGAAGGUGAGGAAGAAAAGAAGAUCCUGUUUUACCAUCCCAGUGAGGUUGAUAAGAAUGAAAAGAUUAGGAAUGUUGGACUGUGUGAGGCAAUCGUGCAGUUUACACGGACUUUCUGUCCCACCAAGCCUGCAAAGUCUUUGCAUACACAGAAGAACAGACAGUUUUUUCAUGAAGCAGAGGAGAAUUUCUGGAUGGUUAUGGUGGUGUCAAAUCCUAUGAUUGAAAAGAUGAACAAGGAUGGAACUCGUGUUCUGGAAUACCAGGAGGAUGAGUUAUUGGACACGGUGUAUGGAGCAGUGAUCCAGCAGUGCUACUGUAUGUACAAGCUCUUCAAUGGCACCUUCGCAAAAUCCAUGGAGGCUGGAGGCAUUGACCAUCUGCAACAGAGAAUCCAGAAGUUUUUCUACAGGUACUUGCAAACGUUGCACUUACAUUCAUGUGACCUGCUGGACGUGUUUGGCGGAAUCAGUUUCUUCCCUCUGGAUAAGAUGACCUACCUGAAGAUUCAGUCAUUUGUCAACAGAAUGGAGGAAAGCCUAGAUCUCGUUAAGUACACAGCAUUUCUGUACAACGAUCAACUCAUCUGGAGUGGGUUGGAGCAGGACGAUAUGCGAAUCCUGUACAAGUAUCUCACAACAUCACUGUUCCCAAGGCAACUGGAGCCUGAGCUAAUUGGUCGUGAAUCCCCAGGACGAGGUGGAAUAACUGUGAGUCUCAACCAUUAUGGCAGGUUUCUCACUGGCCCGUACGACAUCAACAAUCCCGAACUUGCAGUUCGGUUUCCCAAGAUCUUUGUGAAUACUGACAGUGCCUAUGAAGAAUUGCACUUGAUUGUCUACAAGGCUAUGAGUGCAGUGGUUUGUUUUCUGAUUAAUGCCUCAGUGGAGCUGACUCGAGAAUUUUGCCAGAAGCUGGACAACCUUGUGGGACCUCAGCUCACACUUCUAGCUUCAGACAUCUGUGAACAGUUCAAUACAAACAAGAGGCUGGCAGCACCUGAAAAGGAACCCCACUUCAAAUUUAUUUAUUUCAAUCACAUGAACCUGGCUGAGAAAACAACCAUCCACAUGCGUAAAACAGCCAGCAUGUCCCUGACAUCGGUCCAUCCUGACCUAAUGAAAAUCCUGGGGGACAUUAACAGUGAUUUCUCAAGAGCUGACGAGGAUGAAGAGAUCAUUGUGAAGGCGAUGACAGACUAUUGGGUUGUUGGCAAAAAAUCUGACCAGCGGGAACUUUAUGUAAUCUUGAAUCAGAAGAACGCAAAUCUGAUCGAAGUUAAUGAGGAAGUUAAGAAACUCUGCACAAUGCAGUUUAACAACAUCUUCUUCUUAGAUUAACCAUCAAGCUCACCGCCCAUUGUGGUUUCGGGUGUGGCACAGACAUGUGGGUGAGCAUUGGUGACCCUGCCAGCACAGGAAGUAACCGUACGAUGCCGUAUGCAGCAAGUAACUCAUGCUCCACUCUGCCAAUGGCUAGUCCAGCAUCCUCACUGAUGCUGCUUGUCCUCAAAAGGCAAAGCCCCACCUCAACUCACAGAGAGCAGUCACUGUUAUAGGAAAGUUCCAUGGAAUGUAAGAUAAUUAGAUUUUAAAUAUUUAUGAUAACUGAAUUAAAAGGAUGUCAACUUUAUCAUUCCAGUCUGUAAUAUAUGGCAAGCCUGUAUUGUAAAAAAAAAAUAAAUUAACAGUAACAUUUGAGUGAGAUUUUAACUUCUUUCCAAUUGUGUCUGUGUAUUUUUGCUUUAUUUAUAUAUUAACCCUCAGUUAGGAGGGUUGAUCAUUGGAUAUUUUGUAGAAAAUUAUAUUCUCUAAUGUAAGGCAAAUGAUCUUCCUAUAUAAUAUGGGCCUUUUUUACACUUUAAAAUUGUGGGUUUAUGCCUGAAGUAAAAGCUGUAUUUAUGAAGGAGUGUUCUGGCUCAGCAAUACGAAAUGUGGGUUAUUGUCAUAAAGGUUAGAAUACAGCUAUGUACUGUGUAACUUGGCCUUCGAGUAAGACUACAUACUCUGUAAUAUUUGCGGACAUGAACGCUUGGAGCAAAGUGUAAUUAUAAUUUGAAGAAUUCAUUUAUUUUUUAAGAAAAUCGAGUUAAGUAAUGAAACUGUCACUUGGACAUAGAUCCUACAUUUGUAGUUAUACCUUUUAUUAAAGAAAUUGUUUCAGAAACUAGACGCAGGAAAUAUUUGCAUUAUGUAAACAUUUUGUACAUGGAAUGGACAGCUAACCUAACACAAUGGAGCCUCUUUUAAGAUAAUGGAAAAGGAAUGAUCCAUUGUCACAUAUCGAUGGCUUCUCUUGUGUUGGUCUUAGUGGUGCCCAGUUAAGUCACGCUCGUAGGAUUUUGCCUCCCCUUCCUCAGCGCUAGUUACAAAUUUACAUAACCUCCUAGUCCUAAUUGCAAUACCUUAUCUUCAAAAUGCGGUCUAAUCCUCAAAUGUUACCUCUUUAGAUGUCUGAUCUUGUAUGUUGCAUGCUGUAAAUUCUCAAUUUUUUGUUAGAAAAAAAGUUAGCACAACUUUUGUACCUCAAACUUACAUUUUUCACAUCAGACAAGUACAGGCGUAUACCCGGCUGUAUUUUAGUGUUCAAGAAUUCUGCCACCUCGUUUUUCCUGCUACUUCAACUUAAAACAAAACGGGUUUUCUGAGAAAAGGUGCUGAUCUAUCCAUGUAAUUAUGCAUAUUUUUUAAAAAAUAAAAUAAAAUCUAUCUGCUCUAA